Messenger RNA from Gaeumannomyces tritici R3-111a-1, 225 nucleotides. RefSeq lists its product as hypothetical. The coding region runs from base 1 to 225 and encodes 74 amino acids. NCBI's taxonomy places the organism in Eukaryota, Fungi, Ascomycota, Sordariomycetes, Magnaporthales, Magnaporthaceae. The record is from RefSeq and is a predicted model, not a curated record. The transcript has a single exon.
AUGGCAUCCGCAGUGGCUUUCCCCGGUAGUGAGCUUGCUGCUGUGGAGGCCGCCUGGCUGGUAGCGAAAGUGACGGGUAGUGUGGAGUUUGGCAUUGUCAAGAAGCAUGUAUCUUUUGUUAGCAGACACAUCAGCAUCCCCGCGUCCACUCCAUCUCAGGAUACCUCAGGGUACCCGACACCAACAAGACGGGCUUUGGAUGAUGCCAUUUGGCCGCCCAAGUAG